AUGAGUCGGUGGCUGCGCAGUCGCGGGAAUGGAGGAAAGCCCGGGCAAGAAGCGAGCGUGUACCAGAAUGUGAAGGCUGGCCUCCAGGAGCUCUACCGCUCCGUGCUCCUGCCUCUCGAACAAGACUUCAAGUUUCAUCAGUUUUUUUCUCCUCUCCUCACCGAUGGCGACUUCGCCGCGAAACCGAUGACGAGCUUCAUUCAACACUUGCUGGAACGCGACUACCCCGGCCUGCGGAUCGGCCCAGAGCCGACUACUGACCGCUUCGUCGCCGUCAUGGAAAACGACACCGAACAGGUCGUCCCAGGGAACGCAGCCGUCGUGGACCCGACAAAGCCGUUCAGCCAGCUUUCGAACUUCGGAAACAAUUUCCUCCUCCGCUUCGAGUGUUCGAUGCUGCCGUGCGUGAUUCUGAACGGGAUAACUCUGAUUGACACGCCGGGAGUCUUGAGUGGCAACAAGCAGACGAGUCGGGGCUACGACUUCGAGGGUGUCAUCCAGUGGUUCGCGGAGAGAGUCGACUUGAUUCUGCUGAUUUUCGACGCCCACAAACUGGACAUUUCCGACGAGUUUCGGAGAUGCAUCAACGCGCUUCGCGGGAACGACACAAAAAUCCGCAUUAUUCUGAACAAAGCCGACAUGGUGUCCUACCAACAACUCAUGCGGGUGUACGGCGCCCUCAUGUGGUCCCUCGGAAAGGUCAUUCCGUCUCCAGAAGUCGCGCGCGUCUACAUUGGCUCUUUUUGGAAUCAUCCGUUGCAAAACGACGAGAACCGAAAGCUUUUCGAGGCGGAGGCGAACGACUUGUAUGCGGACAUCGCGCGCCUGCCGCGAGAUGCAGCCAUCCGGAAAGUCAACGACUUCAUCAAGAGAGCGCGACUCGCCAAGGUGCAUGCGUAUUUGUUGACGAACCUCCGCAAGCAACUGCCGAUGUGGGGCAAAGACGCAAAGAAAAAGCAACUCCUCAACCAACUGCAACAAGUGUACCACCAAGUGGCUGCGGACCACUCCAUUCCCCUCGGCGAUUUCCCCCCAAUUCCCUUAAUGCAGGAGAAACUGGCGACAUUCGACUGGAGCAAGAUCCCAAAGCUGGACACGCGGCGCAUCGAAGCGCUGGACUUGAUGAUCAAAACACAAAUUCCCCAGCUCAUGGCUCUUAUCCCCGCCGAGGAGGCACAGGCGGCGCUCCAUCCCGCGGACGGCAGCGUGGUGGAGACGAAGGCCUCGCCGUUCCUCUCGCUCAAGUCGAAGAACGAAGGGAAUGCAUGGCUGAUCGACAAAUUCCUUCACCAGCCUCUCGACGUGGAGCGUUACCGAGCUGAUUUCGAGGCUCUAGGGCCCGACAGUUGCGGGCGCAUCAACGGUGCCCAGGCCAAGGCCGAUCUCGUGAAGAGCAAACUGCCAAGUGCCGUUCUCCACCGCGUGUGGAACUUGGCAGAUUUGACGCGCGACGGCUACUUGGAUUUGUACGAGUACGGUCUAGCUCGGCACUUCAUCGAAAUGAAACUGGAAGGUUUCGAGUUGCCUGCGUCGCUUCCGGAGGCCUUGUUGCCGUCCUACGAUCCGCACGAGAGCGGCGCUUCUGCAUCGGCGCUCUUGGACAGAAGAGAAGUCUCUGUCGACGAGCGCGCGCAGGGAACUUUCCGAUACGACAGCGUCUCCAGGAGCCCUACAGGAGGAGCCGGCACCUUGGGAAGUUGGACUGGAGCUGGAACUACACCUGACUCAGGAAAUCCCCUAAGCGACUGA
Molecule: messenger RNA, 1749 nt
Organism: Neospora caninum
Lineage: Eukaryota; Apicomplexa; Conoidasida; Eucoccidiorida; Sarcocystidae
Product: GA19392, related
Exons: 13
Coding region: 1-1749 (582 amino acids)
Biological process (GO): endocytosis; endosomal transport
Cellular component (GO): plasma membrane; cytoplasm
Molecular function (GO): protein binding; GTP binding
Source: RefSeq, a predicted model, not a curated record